GUCUUAACAUCGCAAUUUUGGGGGGAACUCUAUAAAACUUAUUGCGCUGUUCGUGACAAUCUAGUUUUGGGGAAAUAAAAAUGUAUUGAGAUCAGUUGUUUCAUCGAUGAGAAACUGUGCAGAAUGUCGGCCCAGUUUCACCGUCUCGCACUCCACGCGACUGGACGUGUCAGGGUUAUCCCUUCUAUCUGUGACGCGCUGUCAGCUGACUGCAGUAAAUUCACCAACCUUCGCUGCAAACACAGACCAGCAGCUGGAGGAACCACAUAUUCUUGUCCGUCUAUCUCUCUCCGAACUAAACAAUGGCAAGCCAGUCCCAGGGUAUCCAGCAGCUUUUGCAAGCUGAAAAACGUGCUGCAGAAAAAGUAGCAGAAGCCCGCAAACGUAAGAACCGUCGGCUGAAGCAGGCCAAGGAGGAAGCCCAGGCCGAGAUUGAGCAGUACCGUAUGCAGAGGGAGAAGGAUUUUAAGACCAAGGAGGCUGCGGCUCUUGGAUCCCAUGGUAACUCUGCUGUAGAGGUGGACAAAGAGACUGUGGGCAAGAUGGGUAGCAUCCAGACCAGCUACCAGCAGAACCGGGAAGGGGUGCUGGGCAACCUGCUUAAGAUGGUGUGUGACAUCAAGCCAGAGAUCCAUGUCAAUUACCGUUUUGCUGGUUAAACCCCCUCAUCACAACCCCUUAUUAAACUAAGGAAACACUGAGACACUCUCAUUGCACUGCCAUCAGUUGACACAUGUUUCAUUGACACAUCUACUACACCCAUGCAUGAUGCAAACCUCUUGGCCUGCCUGCUCAUAACUUUAAUGCUAUACCCACAAGUUUAUUUUCUCUAUAAAUAUAAUCAACAGAUGUGUAUAUGAUUCAAAUAGGUAUACCUUUGUCCAGUAAAAUGUAAAGCAUAUUCACUCUAUUGGUUAGUCAAAGCAGGCAGAGGUUAUUUUGGUCUUAUGCAGUGUCUCUGUUUCCCAUCUUCAUCGCUUGUAGUAUCAAGGUUUUUAUGUAAAGGUUAGUGUGUGUGUGUGUGUGUGUCUUUCUGUGCAAUGUUUAUUAAUAUGGACAUAUUGUUCUUGUUUUAUUUGUGGAGACCAAAAUACAGUGCUUAUUUCACUUAAUGGACUGUUAGGCCUGGAAAAAAAAGAUUGCUGUUUUGUUUGAAUGUUUCCCUGCUGUCCCAAUUUGAUUUUUAAUCUAUAUGAAUAUAUUAUCCUGUAUAGUGGAUGUUCCUCUGUUCACAGCAAUCUAA
Molecule: messenger RNA, 1243 nt
Organism: Oncorhynchus kisutch (coho salmon)
Lineage: Eukaryota; Metazoa; Chordata; Actinopteri; Salmoniformes; Salmonidae
Product: V-type proton ATPase subunit G 1
Exons: 3
Coding region: 303-659 (118 amino acids)
Biological process (GO): synaptic vesicle lumen acidification
Cellular component (GO): vacuolar proton-transporting V-type ATPase, V1 domain; synaptic vesicle membrane; vacuolar proton-transporting V-type ATPase complex
Molecular function (GO): proton-transporting ATPase activity, rotational mechanism; ATP hydrolysis activity
Source: RefSeq, a predicted model, not a curated record